CAUUUGAAAUUAAAUUUAAGGCAUUCUCCUUUCUUUAGAAAAAAGACUAUGGGCAUGGCCGCCCACUUUUACCCAUGAGGUGGUGAUUUGACAGCGGUAAAGAGGCGGGUCGAGCGAUUGCGACAAGUGUUUUGGGGUGCCCGAGAGGCAAAUAUUCCUCUGUGGAAAGUUUGAGGACGCUCUUUGGAUCUUUGGAGAGGAGGGACAGCGCAGCUGCAGACUUUAACGCAUCGAGCGUGUGUGGAUGAGAACUUUUUCAAGUUUCAUUUUGUGAAAAUCUACCGACCGACAGCAGCCACCAUGGAUAGCGGAUCCAACCAAACUAUUCACCCAAGUUGCACGGAGAAACCACCUCUCGCCAUCGACAUAAUCCUCAAGUUGGACAUCUUUGGCAUCAUCCUGUACUCAGUGCUCACCUUCAUGGCCACAGUGUCCAUGCUGGUCUUCAUAGAAGAGUGUAUCUACAUCUAUAAGAAAGUGCCCGUCAAUAAGAAGAGUGCAAUCAUCUGGGUGAACGGGGCAGCCCCGGUAAUUGGCACCAUGUCGUGUCUGGGGAUGUGGAUCCCCAGAGCCACCAUGUUUACUGAUAUGACCUCUGCCUGCUACUUUGCCAUUGUGGUGUUCAAGUUCCUGAUCUUGAUGCUCGAGGAGUUGGGUGGAGACGAGAUUUUCCUGAAGCGAGCAGGGAGACAUAAACUUAGGAUCAGCACUGGGCCGUGCUGCUGCUGCUGCCCCUGCCUGCCAUAUGUGGCCAUCACACGGCGCUCUCUCUUCCUGCUCAAACUUGGCUCCUUCCAGUUUGCCCUCCUGAAGAUUGUCUUCACCAUCCUCUCCAUUGUCCUCUCAACCAAUGGGACAUUUGACCUCGCUGAUUUGAGCAUUAAAGGAGCCGCGAUUUGGAUUAACCCAUUUGUGGGCAUCUUGACAAUCAUAGCUCUGUGGCCUGUAGCGAUCAUGUUCAUGCACCUGAGGACUGCCCUGCGGACAAUCAAGAUCAUCCCCAAGUACGCCAUGUACCAGCUGGUGCUGAUCCUGAGUCAGCUGCAAACCGCUAUCAUCAACAUCUUGGCUUUAAAUGGAACCAUCGCCUGCACUCCACCCUUCUCCUCCACAGCCAGAGGAUACAUGAUGAGUCAGCAGCUUUUGAUUCUGGAGAUGUUCAUCAUCACGCUGGUAACACGUCUGCUGUACCGCCGACAGUAUGAGCCUAUACCCGAAGAGGAACACGACAUAAACGAAAAAACCAGGAUGGUUACAAUAACCGGGUCUGCAUGAGAACUGUGUGUGUGUGUGUGUGUGUGUGUGUGUGUGUGUGCGUGCGUGCGUGCGCGCGUGUGUGUGUGUGUGUGUGUGAGAUUUCUAUAUCCUGCAUGUAGAUGAUCAAGAGAUUAUAUAAGUCAAUAUGAAUAAAUGUAAUACGAAUGGUAUGUAAAUGUAUUUUGUUAGUGUUCAUUUGGGGUCACAAAGGUUCAAACUUUACAACAUUGUUUGUCGUAUCCAGAGGGAUCCAACAGUUAUGAUAGUUCCCAUUUUGUGUCAUUUCAAUUUGUUACUACCAAAACACACACACACACACACAUGCAACUAUUAUUUGGUAAUGUCCAAGGGAGUGUCUGGAAGCCUGUGAUUUGGUUUAAUUAUGAGGAAAAUGGAGAAACUGCUGAAUUUAUUAUUAAUGUAUUAGUAGAAAUGAGAAUUUCCAUGUCUGCUGGUAGACAAGUUUGAAAUUUUUUAGCAAAUAAUUACCAAUUGAAGUACCAUAUUACUUUCCUGUAAGUUUACACUUGCAUGUCAGUUAUGUUCUAGAAAAUUACAAGAAAUAUUGGGACCUCAAAUCCAAAGUGGCACCACUUAUUUAUAUAGGCUGUGUUUUUGUGAGGCAUUACUGCAUAAAUGAUGCUUUUUUUGCAUUCUGUGCGACAACCACCGGACCUUUACUGUCACUAUUACCUUUUACAAUGUGAGCAUUUUAAACAUCCUCAGAUGAAAUGUCACUGAGGGACUCUGGGGGGUCUUUUCUUACAGGAUUUCAGUUUUAACGUUCAGCUGUCGCACUGUAUUUCUAAUCUGCUGCCGCCAGGUGGCAGUAGAUGUGGGAUUGGCGCUUAAUUACACCUGCCUGUCCUUACUGUAACAGGUAAUUUCACAGGCUAACUAGUCUUCCCACAGUCCAAUGCGAACUUUUGCAGCGCAUAAGUACGCCACACAUCACAUCCUUUUACAUGUGUACCCAUUGACUGUGUGUAAACCUAAUGCUGCACCCUUUACAGCAACUGGCUGCAGAUUAACAUUUUAAUGUAAACGAUGUUGAUUGACACGCCCCCGUCCAAUUGGGUCGGUGUUGUGUCUCACUUCCUGGUUUUAAGCCAAUCACCAUGGUGCAUCAACAAGCCCGGGCCGGGCCAAGUGCGGUUGAGUCGAGACUUUCGAAUGUACGUACUGUAAAAAAAACGCAAUUACAGUCCGAAUAGACCGGAAGUGUAAAGAUUUGUCCUUCAAAAUACAAGCUAAUUUCCUGCCAUACAGAAAA
Etheostoma spectabile (orangethroat darter) is the source of this 2530-nucleotide messenger RNA. It is a transcript of the gene slc51a, whose product is annotated as solute carrier family 51 member A. The record is from RefSeq and is a predicted model, not a curated record. The transcript is spliced from 8 exons. Bases 301 to 1275 code for a protein of 324 amino acids. NCBI's taxonomy places the organism in Eukaryota, Metazoa, Chordata, Actinopteri, Perciformes, Percidae.